AGGUUUAAGUAGGUGCAAUGGAUUCUCUGGGGACCAGCCUACUUUCACUCGCAUCAUAUUGGAGACCGCCUUGUCAAACCACAGGUUCAUUCGCGCACAGGCUGCGCACUGGGGCAUAGGAGCUAUGGAUCGACUUGGUGAAUGGAGUUUCAAACCGAAGAAGAUGAAAGUGGAAUUGGAGGAUGGUUUUUAUUUUGAUUAUGAUGCGGGAGAAAUAUCUGAUUAUCAAGACCCCAAUCAACUUUUAGCUGCUUUGAAACAAAAGGAGGAAGAAGUCCUUUUGGCGGCCCAGCUGGGAAAUGCAUUGCUUUUGGAAAAUCGUCAGUUGAAAGAACAGAGCGACAAACUUAAUGAACAGUAUGCAUACAAACUUGAGGAGUUGGAGCAGAGCAGGCAUGAUCUGCGGUUGAAGCUGGAGGGUUGCCAGUCUGGGUGGGUGAGCCAGGUUGGGGAACUGGAGAGAGACAUGAGGGAUCUGAGUGGCCAGGUGGCCAGGCUGACCCAGGCCCUGACCGACGCAGAGAGGGACAAGACCAGGGCCCAGGAGGAAGACGCAGAACACACCCAGCGCCUCAGAGAACAGCUCAGCACCGCGAUGGAGGUGGAGAGGGCAAUGACCAGUCAACUGCAGACCCUGAAACUGGAGCUCCGUCAGAGAGGCCACCCUAACAGACCACAGCAUGAGGAGCUGCUCAGUGCCAUGAGUGAGCAGGUGGUGCGUCUGUCCCAGAGGGGCCAGGCUCUAGAGGAGCAGCUGGAGAGUGUGUGUCAGGAGAACGCAGACCUACGGGACAGACUGGCCUCCCUACACACACGCUCCGCUCUACAGGACCAACACAACCAGCAGCAGAGCCAACAGCUGACGGAGGCAUGGCAGGAGGCUGCGGCUGCGAGGGGGCGUUCCCAGCAGCUUCAGGUCCAGGUGGAGGAGCUGCAGGAGGAGGUCUCUCUGCAGUACAGGAGUAGCCAUGGAAACACAUCCUUACUGUCUGAGCUGGAGACCAGUCUGGACACCAUGGGCUUGGGUCAUGACAGAGAACAGAUGACCCAGGAGGUUCUGUCCAUCCUGGAGCUCCUGCGACCCCUGACCCGGGUAGUGAAGACUCCAGAGAGGUCAGAGUUUAUAGGUCAGGAGGAAGGAGAUCUGCAGGCCAUGCUCCUACAGUUAAAGGGUUUAGCUCAGAAACUGGCCAACCACACCCACAUCCCACAGCUCCAGGAAGAGAAUGCUGAGCUGAGGCUGAGGCUCGGAAACAGACAGGAUGAAGAAGAGGUGGCCCAACAGGCCAUCAGAGAUAGAGAUGAAGCCAUAGCUAAGAAGAACCUGAUGGAGGCGGAGCUGGUGAGGAGUAAGAAUGACAUGAUGUGUCUGAACAACCAGCUGCUGGAGGCUAUACAACGCAAGUUGGAGCUGUCUCAGGAGCUAGAGGCCUGGCAGGACGAUAUCCAGAUCAUCAUCAACCAGCAGCUGAGGACCCAGCAGCAGUUGGAGCAGGUCGAGAAGAAGCCUGCCUCUAACCCCAUGUCCUUCUGGAGGAGACCCAGCACAGCUUCCUCCACCAGGCCCCGCCGGCCCUCCUCCUCCCCCGCUUCCUGGACCUCAGAAGCUGGGCAAGAGAAGCCCCAGUCCCCCUGGAGAAACUGGCUUCGACGGGGCAAGGCGACACAGCCAGGCAAAUAGUAAGCUGGAAUGUCUGUUGCUUCACCUUGGAGGACUGGCACAUAGCACAGAAAUGUCUUGACCAGCUGGCCAUUGAAGAAGGCGAGUUGAGUCAUCAAGGCAAGAACAAGCUGGUGGAACACUACUGAGUGGAACUAUCAGUCUUGGUAGAUAGAGUACCAAGCAAAACAGGACAGGCUGAACACUCAGUAAUCUUAUAUAGUAGACUUCAGUAGAGUAUUAGAAUUCAAGACCAUGGUGUGUUGGAAACAAGGACCAGAUACGAGCCCUAAUGGACAAAGAGUUAUCAGUAAGUAGACAGUAGUUUCCCCACUGUCACUGAGAAUAACCUAAGAACAUUCAAAGCAUGUUAGAGCAGGUUAAAAAGCCUCUAGCAUGGUAAAUACUAGAAUGGCCAGGGAGUCACACACUAGGAUAGUAACUGCUAGCAUGGCCAGGGAGUCACACACUAGGAUAGUAACUGCUAGCAUGGCCAGGGAGUCACACACUAGGAUAGUAACUGCUAGCAUGGCCAGGGAGUCACACACUAGGAUAGUAACUGCUAGCAUGGCCAGGGAGUCACACACUAGGAUGGUGAGUUACGACAACGAAAGAUGCUUAGAAGUUGUGCCCGUCUUCUGCCUUAUAAUGAAGUCAUUGAUGCCCGAGAUUGUAAAUGUAUGUGUGAAUGUCAAUGUUUGAAAGAAUACUGACAGUAUUUGCUCAGACUAAUUAUUUCAUCCAAGCAAGUUGAUAGAGUGACUGGACUCCAAUCAUAACACAUAAUGAAUGUUGUAAAUAUUUAGGUUUUUAGAAACAUAGAGGAUCCAGAUCUAAGUGAUAUUCCACUCACUACAGUCUCUUCAAAAGAUAUAAUAAGAUUAAAUGUUGCCUGCUGUCGAUGCAAAAUGUUUGCCAUUAUGUAUUCAUAGAAAACAGGCCUUAGUAGAACAUAACCAAAUACAAAAUUGGUGCUCAUAAAUAAACCAAUCAUCUACAGAAUGUCAUGAAAUGUUGUGGGAACUAGAUACAUUAUGAAAUAUGUCCAAAAUGCAUUUCUUGCAUUGCAUUCUUACCUUAUGUGCCUUAGUUUUUGCCACACUACUGAAGGGGACAUGUUGGGGGAAGGGUGCAAUAUAGAUCAAUAUAGAUCAACGAUAUAGAUCAACUCUAACUAGGAUGGUCAGGUCAUAUAAGGUCAUAUAAGGUAUUUUGAUCAAAGUACCAGAAUAAUCUAAUGGACUGAAUGCAUGAAAUAUGGUGUCAAUACACGAUGUAAGUUUGUCCUGUUGUUCAUCAACAUUUGCUAAUUGUUUAUUUUCAUUUAUGUUUUUAUUGACAGAAUCAGAAUGUCCUCAGAUUAUUUGAUUUAGUAAAAAACACAGGACAAUGUUGAUUGAAUGACUGAAACGUCUAGUACUUGCACCUGUUAUUACUAAAGAAAUACAGCAAAAAUCUAGAUUCAUAUGACUUAUUGUUGUAAUAUAUGAAUGUUAUCAAAGUCCAUGCAUGUUGUUGUGUAUCAUGAUGUAUGUAGUUUAUGUAUUCUGUAUGUAGAUGGUGUUUAUGUAAAUAGUAAGUGACUUGCCUAGUUAAAUAAACAAAAAAUAUAUACUUAAAAAAAAAAUGUAUUACUUUUACACUGAAAAUAAAGUCAUGUUUCAUACAGUA
Molecule: messenger RNA, 3331 nt
Organism: Oncorhynchus kisutch (coho salmon)
Lineage: Eukaryota; Metazoa; Chordata; Actinopteri; Salmoniformes; Salmonidae
Product: BICD family-like cargo adapter 1
Exons: 10
Coding region: 125-1681 (518 amino acids)
Biological process (GO): Golgi to secretory granule transport; vesicle transport along microtubule
Source: RefSeq, a predicted model, not a curated record